This is a messenger RNA of Zerene cesonia (dogface butterfly), 3176 nucleotides long. Its product is annotated as heparan-alpha-glucosaminide N-acetyltransferase-like. The coding region runs from base 152 to 1870 and encodes 572 amino acids. Lineage: Eukaryota; Metazoa; Arthropoda; Insecta; Lepidoptera; Pieridae. The record is from RefSeq and is a predicted model, not a curated record. The transcript has 10 exons.
AUUCAAAUUUUGACAAUUUGAGAACAUUUGUUUUCGCAAUUUCGCUUUUGCAUUGUUUCGGUGUCGUUUCCUUUGUAUCGAGUAGACACCUCUGCAAAAAUUUUAAGGAGAUUCAAGUUUUCGAGUCCAAUGUACGUAUGUAAUUUAAAAAAUGCUCGGCCAAUUUGAAAAUAUCGGUGCGUUCAUACGUCACUGCAAUGGUACAAAAUUGCGAUACGAUCAAGCUUGUUUGGAGAUAAUAACUGAUGAGAAUAUCAGUUUUUGGAGUCAAUAUGAGGAAUGUGAGGACUGUAUGUUAUUGGAAACUGUUAAGUUGCCGAAGACCGGUGCAGUCGUCCUUGAUACCACAAGCCCUUUGCGGUAUGCCAUCCGAAACGGUGUCGGGGAAAUUUGCAAUGGCACCUAUGAGUUUGAUGAAUUUGGCCAGUAUACUAUCAAUGUCACUGAAGUUAUCAAAGACAAUUGCCAGCCCAGGAUGAAGGCUGAACCUGACGCGGCCUUCUUGCCAAUUCUUACGGCAGUUGUAGUGCUUUUGUCUAUGGCCACUCUCUGGUAUAUUGUGAAGGGCAUCGGUAAGAGGGUUGUGGCUGGGAGGCUGUAUGCUAGAUACUUUGCAAGGGAAGACAACGAACUUGGGUCUGAGACGCGCGUGCUAACGACGGAGGAGAGCGUGCCGCGUUCGCCGACACGCUCGCGUCUCCGCUCCCUUGACAUAUUUAGGGGAUUCUCUAUCGCGCUUAUGAUCUUCGUCAACGCCGGCGGCGGCGGUUACCGCAUCUUCUCUCACUCCGCGUGGAACGGUCUCACGGUGGCCGACGUGGUGUUCCCGUGGUUCGCGUUCGCAAUGGGCGAAGCCCUGGUGCUGUCGCUUAACGCCAGGCUUAGGACUUCGCUGCCGAGGAUCAGCGCUUUGAAACAGGUAGCCCAGAGGUCGCUCCUGAUGUCUCUCAUGGGUAUCUGCCUCAGCUCGGUGAACGCAUCGUGGGUGGAUGUCCGUCUGCCCGGAGUGCUGCAACGGCUGGCCGCUAUGUACCUGAUCGUUGGCGCCCUGGAGUGUGCCUUCAUGAGGACCAGCCAGAAUAUUACACCAGGUCGUUCUCUGUUCCGCGACAUAGCCGCCGGCUGGCAGCAGUGGCUCGCAACACUGUUGCUUGUUGCGAUUCAUGUGUGUAUAACCCUCACGGUGGCAGCCCCAGGAUGUCCCCGGGGCUACCAGGGCCCGGGGGGUCUUCACCGCACGGCCCUUGGAGAUUUCUCCCUGCAGAACUGCACCGCCGGCAUCGCUGGAUACAUUGAUAGGAUGAUUCUCGGCGUAUCUCACUUGCACCAAAGGGGCAGUUUCCACAAGCUGUAUCACACCACAGUGCCACAUGACCCCGAAGGUCUACUGGGCAUACUCUCCGGAGUGCUAGUGGUUCAGGCUGGCGCUCAUGCCACUAGGGUCAUGCUGGUCUAUAAUCAUGCCAGGGCACGCAUAAUGCGCUGGAUAUUCUGGUCCAUAAUAUUCGGUGUGACGGGUGGUGCUCUGUGCGUGUUCACCAAGAAUGGUGGUCCCAUACCCAUAAACAAGAACCUCUGGUCGGUCUCGUAUUGCCUGGUGACAGCUGGUAUGGCGUUCUUUAUCCAAGCGGUGCUGUACUUCCUGGUGGACCUGAAGACCAAGUGGGGUGGACGGCCUUUGUACUAUGCUGGACAAAACGCGCUCUUCCUCUACAUCGGCAGCGAGCUACUGAAACGUCAUUUCCCCCUGUACUGGCACGUGCAAGCGCCGACUCACAGCCAGCUGCUGGCAACAAACGCGGCCGCCAUGUUGAUGUGGCUCGCCGUCGCUGUUGCUCUGCAUAGAAAACGGAUUUUUAUCACUCUAUAGAUACGUUCCAAAUUUGAAAAUGUUUUCCUUUUUUUUGUAUUUUGAACAUUACUAUUAUAGGGCAAUGUAUUGUCUGUUUCAUUGAUCAAGUUUAUAUAUUAAGUUCGCAUGAUAUUCUUUCAGUUGUUCCAGAAUUACUAUUUUCGUAGUCUUCUUUUUCUUACGAGCUUAAUGUAUUGUUAAUGUAAAAAUGAAGGGCAUGUUACGUUAUAAUAUUUCAUUCCUACCAGAGAUUUAAUUACGUUACUUUAAUCCGAGUAUUUAAAAAAAAAUGUUUGUCUCUACACCGACACUGUAAUAAAAUUGACGUGGAUUGUGUUGACGUAAUGUUGGCAACACUGCUUUAGGAAAAACCGUUAUUGUUGAUUACUUAAUCGCGUACUAUUUGAUUGGAAAAAUGAUCUGAUGUUAUGGAAAACUUCGAGAACAUUUUACGUUGGAGAAGUAGUUUCAUUUGUUUUCAUUUAAUUUCACUUUAGGGGUUUUUUUUUGCUUUCCAAGGCUAAUUUGAAUGCUGUAAAUGAACUAAUUUACGCUGAAAUUUGUUUAAUGUUUAUAUAUUUUUGGACUUAACUAAAAGCUGUAAAACUCGCGAUUAAAUUAAUAUUUAAUUAUAGACUGCAAAAGCGGCUGUAAUUAGUUGUAGUUUGUGCCACAUAUUGUGAUAUUAUUGGCGUUUAUACAAUUUGUAAUAUAGAUAUUAUAACGUCCCUUUAAAAUGCUAAAAGAACAUGAAAUUCAAAUCGAAUGUAGAAAUAUAUUUUUAUUUUUAUACAUACCUGUAUAAACCGCCAGCUUUAUAUUUAUCCGCUAUAUUUUCGAAAUUCAAUUUUUUGUCAUGGACUUAACGCAUAAGUUUCAUAGGCAUGGUUUACUUUUUUACCCGGAUAUUGAUAAAGCGUUGAAAGCGCUCAAUGCAGACGUAAAUUUGUCUUUUGCGGUGUUGCGUUUACAGAGAAUCGACUAUCUAAUAAUACGUUAGUUGUAUUUUUUUUCUCUGUCUCUCGGUGUUCGCCGUUAUUUAGAGGACUUUUUUACGGGUUAUUCUUAGUUCAUUGUGUACUCGAUACAGUUUAUAAAGAUUCUGGUUUUUUUGGAUGUUCAAUUGUGGCUAUAGCUCCAUGAUAUAUCACUAUUUAUCCGACUGCGACUGAGAAAGAUGGUAAUCUUUUUCGAGCGUUUGUAUGUAAAAAUGUCCAUUUCGUUGUUACGCUCUACAGCCCAAACGGAUGGACGAAUUUUGACGUAUCAGGUAUAGUUGUAAUCAUCAGAAUUGUGGUAGUGACAUAGACAUGUGGUAGAGAAA